This is a messenger RNA of Globicephala melas (long-finned pilot whale), 650 nucleotides long. RefSeq names its product dynein light chain Tctex-type 2B (gene DYNLT2B). Gene Ontology annotation, molecular function: dynein intermediate chain binding. The record is from RefSeq and is a predicted model, not a curated record. Gene Ontology annotation, cellular component: cytoplasmic dynein complex; cytoplasm. Lineage: Eukaryota; Metazoa; Chordata; Mammalia; Artiodactyla; Delphinidae. Gene Ontology annotation, biological process: microtubule-based movement.
CGCACAUAGGGUCAAAGGUGGCGCUGUCGCCCUGGCGACCAUUUCCCAGCUCCGUGGCGCCGAGAGCUAAGCCUUCCUCGGGAGAAAUACGGGGCCAAGGAGCUUAGGCCAUGUCGGUCGCCGCACCCUUCUCAAAGCGCACGUCCUUCUCUGCGGUCGAAGGGUUACCUGAGACUGAGAAGAACGCUGGAGAGUCCGAGAAUACCUAUAUUCUGCGGCCCAUUUUCCAGCAAAGGUUCAGACCCUCUGUGGUUAGAGACCGUAUCCAUGCUGUGCUCAAGGAGGAACUGGCAAAUGCUGAAUACUCUCCAGAAGAAAUGCCUCAGCUCACAAAACGUUUAUCAGAAAAUAUUAAAGAUAAAUUAAAAGAAAUGGGAUUUGACCGAUAUAAAAUGGUGGUGCAAGUAGUGAUUGGAGAACAAAGAGGGGAAGGUGUAUUCAUGGCUGCUCGCUGUUUCUGGGAUGCUGACGCUGACAACUGUACUCAUGAUGUUUUCAUGAAUGACAGUUUAUUCUGUGUUGUAGCGGCAUUUGGCUGUUUCUACUAUUGAAUCUUUGAAAGCUGGAAAAAGAUAUGACCAUGAAGAAAUAUGAAGUUUUUUAUAUUGUUAAAUAUCUUGACAAAAUAAAGUUGGCAGUUUGGCAACGGA